AGUAGAAAUAAUGAAAACGAGGAUGCAUUUUUAAGAGUAGGUACAAUCGGCGGGGCGGGGCGGAUAGCGGGGCGGAACGCGGCACAUUUAUAGUUUGAUUUCUGCAAACAAAAUCAACCUAACCAAACACAAUGCUAAAUUUGUUUAAAAAAGAAAUGACUGUUCCAGUUUUGACAGGUUGUUUAAAUCAUCUUAAGAUAGAGGUUAUUGCAAGUCUUAUUGCGAAGAGCAAUAAUGAAGAUAGACCAACUACUCUCAACAAUCCUAAGGCAGGCGAAGUUUAUGUUAUACAAGUGAAUCAUGGAAAAGACGAUUGGCGGGCAGAUGGGUAUUGGUGGAAGCAAAAUGGCUGCAGUAAAAUUCCUCGGGGUUCGCCACUUUACACAAAGAUCCAUUUUGCCACUGUUACAUCAACAGGAAUUUCAAAUGAUUUCCAGAAGUUUGUGUACUGUGAUCUGAGUCGGACAGAUCUUGUUGUUAUCCAUUACAUUGGUAACCACAACCUUGCAGUUUUAGUUCCUCAUGGCAAUUCCAGAAAACCAAUCAAGUUCUUACCAACAGCUUCAUAUGUGCUAGAUGCAAUUGCUGAUUCCCACAGUUACAAGGACCUUCUUCUUGAUUGCAAGGAUAGCCAGGUCCAAUUUCAACAAAGAAAUUCAAGGCAGUUUAAGUACGUUCGUAGUGUAAAAGCCGCUAGUAUGAAACUAGGCACUGAGCCUUUUUUAACAUUACAUGAACUGGCAUAUAUGAUUCCAGGCUUUGUGUGGUCCAUAUCCACUUAUCCUAACUUGUUGGUUUCGUUUGGCAUGCAGAAUUUAAUCAGUCAACUUGUCAUGUGCUCUCAAAUUUUUUUUUCAUAUGAUACAACAUUUAAUUUAGGUGAUUUUUAUUUAUCAAUUCUAGUGGCUAAAUUAAGUUGUUUUGUUGAGAAGCCUUGCAUGCCUGUAGCAUUUGUUUUACAUGACAGGAAGUUUGAUAGUGUGCAUAAAAGUUUCUUUAAAUCUUUGAAAAAAAAUUGCCAGUUCUUAAUCAGGUUGUGAUUGUGACUGACAGAGAGAGUGGAAUUGGCAAAGCAAUAAAAAAAGUGUUACCAAAAUGGAAUCUGGUAUCUUGCUCCAAUCACAUUUUGUCGAAUAUUGAGGUUUGGUUAAAAAAACACAGUGCUUGUCAUGCAGAAAUAAUUGUUUAUAAAUCUCAAAUGCAGGAACUUCUCAUGAGUGAAAUUUGUUUAAAAGUAAAAAUUGAUACAUUGAAACCUUCAUGGAGCGAAGCAUUCUCAAUUUAUUUUUCAGAUCACUUACACUCAUGUAUUUUAAUAUCUUAUAUUGGUCACCUCAGGUUCAUUGGUUUAACAGAUAAUAUAAUUACAAAUAAUGUAUCAGAAUCACUAAAUGCUGUCAUUAAAAAGUUUCAGGAUUGGAAAGAAGCGCCUGUUGAUUCGAUGGUUGUUGCAAUGCAUCGCCUUCAGACCUUCUAUUUGAUAGAAAUUAAGCGGAGUUGUAGUAGUUUUGGACCCUACACUCUUAUUGACAGCAGUCUCCUAAUCAAAAAUGCAGAUGACAUACCAAAAGUAGAGAGUCCAGAGCUUGUUAUUGCUGCAAGAGCUGCAAGCAGCUGCCAAUAUACCAAUGCAGCAACUCAUACCUCCGUCAAUAUGUGUGCUUUCUAACACAUUUAAUGUUGUACAUGUUCCAAGCCUUAAAGUUUUUACAGUCUCUGCCCCUGAUGAAAAUGUGCAUGUUGUGAAGCUGUAUCCAAAGGAAAACUGCAUGUGUCCUUCUUCAACAAUGUGUUGUCACAUACUAGCUGUUAAGCGCAGCAUUGGAGUUAAAUGUAGUAAACGAAAAAUCAUAAAUUUGACCAAAUUGCGGCAUAACUCACGUAUGAUUAAGUAUGAAGAUGAACUUCUGAUGAUAACUUCUGACAAUAAAGUCGAAAGUUUCAUAAAGUGGUUGGAUCGCAAGCAAAUGAAAUACUAUUUACCUGAGAUACAAAAUGAAAUGAUUGAGAUAAUGGCGCAUAGGAUAUUGCACGUUAUUUCAUCAAAAAUUCAGUUAGCAGGAUUUUACACCAUCAUGGUAGAUGAAAUGACAGAUAAUGAGACUGGUGAUUCAUCUGAUCUUGAACAUCUUGUUAUCUUUUUUCGCUGGAUGGAUGACAGUUUACAAAUUCACGAAGAUUUUAUCGGUCUUCAUUCAAUAGAAGUUUAUUUUAAGAUGCUAUUUUAAUCGUAAAUAUCAUUCAGGAUGAUGUCAUUUUACGAAUGAUCCUCAAACUGGAUAAUACUCGUGGAUAAUGUCACGACGGUGCAGAUGUAUGGCAGGUAAAAAAAAGAGGUUGCAACAGCGAUAAAAACAUUAAAUCGAAUAUGCCUGUAUACAGAUUGUUAUGGGCAUGCCUUGAAUCUAACUAAAGAAGAUUCUUUUAGAAAUGUUAAUUGUUGUCAUAAAUCUUUGCAGCAAUAAAAGAAUUUUUUGUAAACUUGUAAAAAAAAAUCCAAAAAGAGAAACUCAUCUAUUUAUAUUGCUCUCUCAA
This is a messenger RNA of Hydra vulgaris (swiftwater hydra), 2535 nucleotides long. Lineage: Eukaryota; Metazoa; Cnidaria; Hydrozoa; Anthoathecata; Hydridae. The record is from RefSeq and is a predicted model, not a curated record.